GCCGCGCACCGGGACACGGACCGCGGCCUCCGGGCUCCGCGCCCCGCGCGCGCCCCGGCGAUGGCUGCUCCCAGGCCGCUGCGCCCUCGCCCCGGCGUCCUCCCGCCGCUGCUGCUGUUGCUGCUGCCGCUCGCCGGCGCCUUCAAUCUGGACGUCGAAAGCCCCGCCGAGUACGCCGGCCCCGAGGGCAGCUACUUCGGGUUCGCCGUGGACUUCUUCGUGCCCAGCACGUCCUCGAUGUUUCUCCUGGUGGGCGCCCCAAAGGCAAACACGACCCAGCCCGGGAUUGUUGAAGGAGGACAGGUCCUCAAGUGUGACUGCUCUUCCAGGCGUCGAUGCCAGCCCAUCGAAUUUGACUCAACAGGGAGCCUGUCUGUGUUAUGACUUGUGUGUGCUCUGCUGCAGCCAUUCUGUGCGUCUCUACCAUUCUGGAUGUCUUUCAGCUUAAACCGACAGUGUCAAGACGGAGGUAUUUUGGGAAAAUCUAUUAAGAUAAGUUUAUGUCUGCUCUGGGCAGAGGGACCUCUCAAGAGCAGUGGCGACUUCUGCUUUUCCUCUGUGAGGCAUGACUCACCGACCACGCCAGCUUACCCCUCUAAUCAGCAGUGUGCCCCGGGCCUGAUGUGAUGCAAAAAUAGAUGAUGAAUCAUCUUGAGUAUUCAGAUAGAUUUAGGUGACUUAAAAAAGUCAUCAAAAAAAUUUUUUUUAUCUAAAAUGUAUUAGAAAAAAAUAUAUUGUGUUACUGAUAACAGGAUCAUUUUAUUUUUGGAACAGAUUUCAAUGUCAAUCAAGGUGGUGGCAAUUGAAAAACAGAUAGCCUAAGGAAGUCGAGAGAUAAUUCAAAUUUUGUAUUUACAUCAUUGGAAUAAAAUGUUCAGACUCGUA
This is a messenger RNA of Psammomys obesus (fat sand rat), 885 nucleotides long. Its product is annotated as integrin alpha-V-like. The coding region runs from base 61 to 384 and encodes 107 amino acids. Gene Ontology annotation, biological process: cell-matrix adhesion; integrin-mediated signaling pathway; cell adhesion mediated by integrin. Gene Ontology annotation, molecular function: integrin binding. The record is from RefSeq and is a predicted model, not a curated record. Lineage: Eukaryota; Metazoa; Chordata; Mammalia; Rodentia; Muridae. Gene Ontology annotation, cellular component: external side of plasma membrane; integrin complex. The transcript has 3 exons.